AAUGAGAAACUUCCUCAUUGCAUGGCCAAACUUUCUGGUUUGUCGUGAAUAGAGUAGGCCUACUGUUGCUGCUUGACGCUUGACAGGGUUCGCAGUGUUUAGAAAACGAUGGGGAAAAUAGAAUGGGCCAUGUGGGCCAACGAACAAGCUCUCGCAGCGGGACUCAUUCUACUUACCGGUGGUAUAGUGGGGGUGGCCGGAUUGUUUAGAGGAUGGGAGUUUGCUGCCUAUUCAAUAGCUGCAGGGGUGUUUGUAUGCCUGCUAGAAUACCCAAGAGGCAAAAAGAACAAAGGCACUAGUGUGGAGCGAACGGGUCAGUACUGCUUUACAGUAUGUGUGAAAGCGUUUGGUCCACUGACAAGGAACUACUAUGUCAGAGCGUUCAUACAUGCAGCAUUAGCUGUGCCGGCGGGAUUCAUGCUCGCUACCGUCCUUGGCUGUGUGUGUCUGGGGAUCGCCAGUCUGAUCUACCUGGGGGCUGCCAUAAGCGGGGAACAAUGGGAGCCCAUUCUGCCCCGGACGGAGACUCGGAAGGCAGUAGGAGAAAGCAUCAAGCAGCCCCCUCAGAACCCCCCUCCGAGACCACCAGCAGAGAUGCGCAGGAAACGGGCUGAGGACCUGGAGGGAGCGGCCUAUGAUAACCCCAUCAAAGUGUCCACCAAUGAGGAAUGAAAAGCUUUCCAUCUGUCUCUUCCUCCGGCCUCCCCCCCCCCCUCCCCCAGAGCGUCCAUGUGCUGUACCCCACCACAACGACGGGUCUACUGUCUAUUCCUUCUGGGAUCGGAACUCUAACCGGGAUCGUUGCUUUAAUGAGGGAAUGUGUUGCGAUGAGGAAUAUUUACCCUUCAGCUGUUUAAUUUUUGUGAAACUAUUUACCUACUCUUAUACAGUUGAAAUGUUAUAGUUCGGUUAUAUUUUAUAUUUCCGGAAGCUAGAAGAUCAAAAUGUGGUUACCGACGCCACAUGAAUACGUAUUUGUAAGGAGGGUUUAAAUGAGGGAUGUAUCUUUGUGGACAUGGAUAGGACCUUAUCUUACAGAUCCGAUCAGGUGAACUGAAUGUUACUGCCUGUUGCUUCAUUAUUUGCUGCUGUUUGUGGUUAAUUGGGUAAGAAGAGACAUGGGGAAAUUAUGUCUUUCGCACUAGCUGUGGUAAUUUGAAUGAAGCACUUCAAGGGUUAAGUUUGAUCGCUUUCAAUUGCAUUUUCUGUGGUUUUUACAUUGCACAAUCAUACAGAACAAAUAGAAGUUGGUGGUAUCAGCUAUAUUCUGAAUAAUUUAUUUAGGUUAAAUAAACCUCUGUAAUGUACCCGCCACACCUUAAAAUGAUUACUAUCUAUAAUGGGUAGUAAUGAUAGUCAUUAUGCUAAAGAGUACUUGAGUUCUAAAUAUAUAAACUGUAGAGAAAUUCCAAGGUACAUUUAAUCUUCUUAAGUUAAUAACGUUAUACCCCUUCUUGCUUAGCCCAGACCCAUGCACUAUUAAAUAACGUCUCACAUGAAGGUGAGACAUAUUGUUACUAUGAAUUAUGGCACAAAAUAAAGAUGUAAUAAUGCAUAUAAGGGAUGAAGAUUUGGAAUUACUUGAAAGUUGUAAUACUUGUUAUCCCGAUUAUAAACAUGAUCAACUAUA
Messenger RNA from Gadus macrocephalus (Pacific cod), 1630 nucleotides. It is a transcript of the gene cyba, whose product is annotated as cytochrome b-245 light chain. Lineage: Eukaryota; Metazoa; Chordata; Actinopteri; Gadiformes; Gadidae. The record is from RefSeq and is a predicted model, not a curated record. The transcript is spliced from 6 exons. Gene Ontology annotation, molecular function: heme binding. Gene Ontology annotation, biological process: superoxide anion generation. Bases 109 to 672 code for a protein of 187 amino acids. Gene Ontology annotation, cellular component: NADPH oxidase complex.